Molecule: messenger RNA, 334 nt
Organism: Paramecium sonneborni
Lineage: Eukaryota; Ciliophora; Oligohymenophorea; Peniculida; Parameciidae
Source: the annotation of a GenBank genome assembly
AUGUAAUUUUUGUUUCGAGAUUUAAUAAAUAAACUCAUUGCUUAAGGAACAUUCAAUGAAGCGAGAUUUUAUAUUGCUGAAAUGAUAAUAAAAAGCAUAGUUAUAAUAUAUAGAAGAAAGCAUCUUUGUAUUGAAGUAGGUAUGUAAUACAAAUUAUUAGAAAUUGACAAGAAAUACUUUUUGUUUUUAUAUGAGAUUAAGACUAGGUUUCUUGGGAAGAUAAAUGCUUUAUUCAAGUAUAUUAAAAUAGUAUUUUAGCAAAUGCUUCAUAUUGAUGAAAUUUAAGGAAUUACAUUAAAUGCAAUUAAUUCAGAUAAAUUUUUAGUGGUGUUGA